AUGGCUUUUGCGCCCAUGGGCCCCGAGGCCUCGUUCUUCGAGGUCCUGGACAGGCACCGGGCCUCUCUGUUGGCCUCCCUGAGAGCAGGCGGCAGGGAGACCCCCGUCCGGGGGCCCCGGCUGGUCUCUAGUUCUGAGGUUCUUGAAUCUAUAGAAAAUACCAUUCAAGAUGUAAUCACAAGCCUGGCCAGAAACGAAGCACCUGCCUUCACAAUAGAGAACAGAUCCACCUGGGAGAAUAUAAAGUUUGAAGAUUCUGUGGGUCUUCAGAUGGUGUCUCAUUGUACCACAAAGAAAAUCAAAAGUGACUCACCAAAAUCAAUUCAAAAAUUUGCUCUAAUUCUUAAAAUAUUGUCCAUGAUUUAUAAAUUAGUGCAGAGCAACACUUAUGCAACCAAAAGAGACAUAUACUACACUGAUAGUCAACUCUUUGGUAAGCAGGCGGUUGUGGACAACAUUAUAGAUGACAUCUCAUGUAUGUUAAAGGUGCCGAGGAGGAGUCUGCACAUCCUAUCCACAUCCAAAGGGCUAAUUGCUGGCAAUUUAAGAUACCUGGAGGAAGAUGGCACCAGGGUGAACUGUACCUGCGGUGCCACGGCCACUGCUGUGCCAUCUAAUAUCCAAGGAAUUCGGAAUCUAAUUACGGAUGCAAAGUUUCUGUUAAUUGUAGAAAAAGAUGCAACAUUUCAACGGCUCCUCGAUGACAACUUUUGCAGUAAACUGUCUCCAUGCAUCAUGGUCACGGGCAAAGGCGUCCCUGAUCUGAACACGAGACUCUUAGUGAAGAAGCUGUGGGACACAUUUCACAUGCCUAUGCUCACGCUGGUGGAUGCUGACCCCCACGGCAUAGAAAUAAUGUGCAUCUAUAAAUAUGGAUCUAUGUCCAUGUCCUUCGAAGCCCACAAUCUCACAGUGCCUGCUAUUAGAUGGCUUGGUCUCCUCCCUUCUGAUAUUAAAAGGCUAAAUAUACCGAAAAACAGUUUGAUCCCACUGACAAAGCAUGACCAUAUGAAACUCAACAGUAUUCUGAAAAGACCUUAUGUUAACUGCCAACCACUCUGGAGAAAAGAAAUGGAAAUGAUGGCAGAGUUGAACAUGAAGGCAGAAAUCCAAGCUUUGACCUUCCUGUCAUCAGAUUAUCUUUCCAGAGUAUACUUGCCCAACAAACUGAAAUUCGGAGGAUGGCUAUAA
This is a messenger RNA of Dipodomys ordii (Ord's kangaroo rat), 1191 nucleotides long. It is a transcript of the gene Spo11, whose product is annotated as SPO11 meiotic protein covalently bound to DSB. Gene Ontology annotation, biological process: meiotic DNA double-strand break formation; meiotic DNA double-strand break processing; reciprocal meiotic recombination. Bases 1 to 1191 code for a protein of 396 amino acids. NCBI's taxonomy places the organism in Eukaryota, Metazoa, Chordata, Mammalia, Rodentia, Heteromyidae. The record is from RefSeq and is a predicted model, not a curated record. Gene Ontology annotation, cellular component: nuclear chromosome. Gene Ontology annotation, molecular function: DNA binding; DNA topoisomerase type II (double strand cut, ATP-hydrolyzing) activity; ATP binding. The transcript has 13 exons.